AUGGCGGAUGUAGACAUGACCGUUGACAGACGCUCGCCUUCUGUCUCGAAGAGCAGGAAACAGAAGGGGCGAGGCUUGAAGGAGGGAGGCCGCGAGAGCGACGGGCGCUACAGCGGCCAGGGGGGUGUCUUUGAAAGACUGGAGGAAAAAAACGGCACAUCCGGAGCGAACCGAAAGGACGCGGAGAGGUCCAAGGGCGCCGCACCUGCGCGAUCCGUCGAGGGGUGGAUCAUCGUCGUGCGAAAUUUACACGAGGAAGCCCAGGAAGAAGAUCUUCACGAGAACUUCGAAUCCUUCGGCCAAAUCAAAAACCUCCACUUGAACCUGGAUCGGCGGACGGGCUUCGUCAAGGGCUACGCGUUCAUCGAAUACGAUUCCUUCGAAGAGGCCGAGGCAGCUGUCAAAGGUAUGGACAACCAGCAGCUCUUGGGCCAGACCGUGUACGUGGACUGGGCAUUCAGCAAGCCGCCGAGCGACAAAAAAAGGCGCUGA
Messenger RNA from Neospora caninum, 492 nucleotides. RefSeq names its product Rbm28 protein, related. NCBI's taxonomy places the organism in Eukaryota, Apicomplexa, Conoidasida, Eucoccidiorida, Sarcocystidae. The transcript has 5 exons. Gene Ontology annotation, molecular function: mRNA binding. Gene Ontology annotation, biological process: RNA splicing. Gene Ontology annotation, cellular component: cytoplasm; exon-exon junction complex; nucleus. The record is from RefSeq and is a predicted model, not a curated record. The coding region runs from base 1 to 492 and encodes 163 amino acids.